UCCCGACGCGCCCGGGUCUCCGCCCGCAGCCGCGUGAGCCCGCCGGGCUGUGAAUGAAAAGCAGGCGCGGCCGUGGACUAACUGCCAGCGACGCGACGACGCCGGCCUCCCGGGAGGCGCGCUCCCCGCGGAGAUGUACGGUGUGUGCGGCUGCUGUGGUGCCCUUCGUCCCAGGUACAAGAGGCUGGUGGACAAUAUCUUCCCUGAAGAUCCUGAGGAUGGUCUGGUGAAAACCAACAUGGAGAAGCUGACCUUCUAUGCCCUCUCAGCUCCAGAGAAGCUGGAUCGCAUCGGUGCCUACCUCUCCGAGAGGCUCAUCCGAGAUGUGGGGCGCCAUCGCUAUGGGUACGUGUGUAUCGCCAUGGAGGCGCUGGACCAGCUGCUCAUGGCCUGCCACUGCCAGAGCAUCAAUCUCUUCGUGGAAAGCUUCCUGAAGAUGGUGGCCAAGCUGCUGGAGUCGGAGAAGCCCAACCUGCAGAUCCUCGGCACCAACUCAUUUGUGAAGUUCGCCAACAUUGAAGAGGACACCCCGUCUUAUCAUCGGAGCUAUGAUUUCUUUGUGUCCCGGUUUAGUGAAAUGUGCCACUCAAGUCAUGACGACUUGGAAAUCAAGACUAAAAUCCGAAUGUCAGGCAUCAAAGGCCUGCAAGGGGUCGUGAGGAAGACGGUGAAUGACGAGCUCCAGGCCAACAUCUGGGACCCACAGCACAUGGACAAGAUCGUCCCAUCGCUGCUCUUCAAUCUGCAGCACGCAGAAGAGGCAGAGAGCCGGUCUCCCUCGCCCCUCCAAGCACCGGAGAAGGAAAAGGAGAACCCAGCAGAGCUGGCUGAGAGGUGCCUGCGGGAGCUGCUGGGCCGGGCAGCCUUCGGCAACAUCAAAAACGCCAUCAAGCCUGUUCUUAUCCACCUGGAUAACCAUUCUCUUUGGGAACCCAAGGUGUUCGCCACUCGUUGCUUCAAAAUCAUCAUGUACUCAAUCCAGCCGCAGCACUCCCACCUGGUUAUCCAGCAGCUCCUGAGCCACCUAGACGCCAACAGCCGCAGCGCGGCGACUGUGCGCGCAGGCAUCGUGGAGGUCCUAUCGGAAGCUGCGGUUAUCGCCGCCACCGGCUCUGUCGGGCCCACGGUGCUGGAGAUGUUCAACACCCUGCUGCGGCAGCUGCGGCUCAGCAUCGACUAUGCGCUCACCGGGAGCUACGACGGUGCUGUCAGCCUGGGCACCAAGAUCAUCAAGGAGCAUGAGGAGCGCAUGUUCCAGGAGGCAGUCAUCAAGACCAUCGGUGAGGAGACUUGGGCGGCCCUGCCGCAUCCAACUCUCACCAUUUUGUUUGUUUCCCUCCAGGUGAUAGAGACCAGGAAAAAGGAAGCGCCAUACAUGCUUCCCGAAGACGUGUUCGUGGAAAGGCCCAGGCUGUCUCAGAAUCUAGAUGGCGUGGUGAUAGAGUUUCUCUUCCGCCAGAGUAAAAUCAGUGAAGUCCUGGGAGGCAGUGGCUACAAUUCGGACAGGCUCUGCCUGCCCUACAUCCCUCAGCUGACAGAUGAAGAUCGUUUGUCCAAGAGGAAGAGCAUUGGAGAGACCAUUUCCCUUCAGGUAGAGGUGGAAUCGAGGAACAGCCCAGAGAGAGAGGAGCGAGUGCCUGCAGAGGAGAUCACCUAUGAGACACUGAAGAAGGCCAUUGUGGACAGCGUGGCGGUUGAGGAACAGGAGCGUGAACGGCGACGACAGGUGGUAGAGAAAUUCCAGAAGGCGCCCUUCGAGGAAAUUGCAGCUCACUGUGGGGCCCGGGCAUCACUGCUGCAGAGCAAACUCAACCAGAUCUUUGAAAUCACCAUCCGGCCCCCUCCAAGCCCUUCAGGGACCAUCACUGCUGCAUAUGGCCAGCCACAGAACCAUUCCAUCCCUGUCUAUGAGAUGAAGUUUCCCGACCUGUGUGUGUACUGAAUUCCAAGAGACAGAACUCCUCAGAGGACACCGGGAGGACCGCCCUCCUACCCACUCUCACCAUGUGGAAACCUAACCAGGAGAGCAGAGAAAGUCACCUUGGACAGUGGCUCCUCCCAAGUUGAGCAAAGAUGGAACCUCUGGUCCUCCGUGGCCCUCCUGCCCUCUUCUGGUCUUCUGUGAGGAAGAUCCAGCUUCCUGCCCUCUGGGGCUAAGCUCCUCAUCUGUCUUUCCUUUCAUAUCAGCCAGGGACAGAGAAUCAUGAGGGUGUCUCCCUUGAGACACAAGAUGGGCCUGGCAAGCUUCCAUUGGGAAUGUGUCCGGGAGGGAGUGUCAGACACCCCAGGGGAAGGAGCCUGAUGAAGGCACCGAUGGUCUAAGAAAGCCAGAGAUGGUGCUCGGGGAAGCUGAGGAAAGCCCCCUCAUCAAAAAGUGACAGUGUAAGAGCUGGACGGAGAUGUGUGCUCCCACCUCUUAGUCCUGGUGUCUGGCGGAGCCUCUUCUUCACUUUCCAAUUGUCUGUUUCUUUUUCUACUAUUAAUGGUUGCUGAGCACUUACAGAAGAAGCUGGGGUAGAGAGGCUGGCGGGAGAACAACAGGCUGGGGACAGAGAGGGCCUGCUUCUUCCCGGGCUUGGUGGCAGCAUCGGCAAAGCACAAGUGUGGCAAGUUGCAUCUUCUCAGCUCCUCUGUCUGGAGGAAGCUUGUGACAGAUCUUCUGCGGUUCUCUCUCUGCUGGGUCUUUCCCAGGUUGCUAAGUGUGUUCCCUGAUACCUUUCUUCCAAAUGUCCCACAGUGUUUCCACAUCCUCUGGGUUGAGAGACAGCUGAGCAGGCUAGCUGGUCCUAGGUGACUGGAAAGCGGGGAGGAAAUGCCAGGGGCCUUGAGGCCUGUCCACAUCACUUCCCAUGGAGGAUGCUUGCAGCAGGAAUGUGUGUGUGUGUGUGUUUGUGUGUGUGUGUGUUGGGAUUAAUUGAACAAGUGGCACUUUAGGAUUCAAGGAAAGAGAUUUAACAGCUAGGAUUGAAAUGAUAUUUUCCCCUCUGGGCCAAGUCUGAGACACUGAGGAUAAUUGGCUUUGUUUGUGGUCUGGGUAGAAGUGGUGGAAACCCCUUUGCUUCCAUUUUCCCUGUGUACCACCUACCUGUGUUUAUGUGGCUCAUGUGUUCUGGGAGCACUGACCCAGGGCUGGGUGGAUGACCCUUUCCUGGUGCCCCUCUGGGUGUCUUCAUGCCUCCCAGGAUGCCUCUGGCAGCACCCCAGGCCUCUUCCAGUGGGAGUCCAUGGUCCAGGACAGUUCUUUCUUUCCCUUUCAAACUUCCUGUGAGUUUUCUGAGCUGUUUUCCUCUCAGGCCCAAUGCUGCUUCUAGGAAUUUUGCUUUUUAGGAAAAGGGAGUUGAUCUGUUGACUUGCAGGAAUCCUUUCUAGGGUGUAAUUUUAGGCCGUGUGACCCAGGACCAUAAAGGAGCCAUUUCUGCUAAGGAGGGUGUGGGCUUCUCAGGACACUCUAGACCACAGCCCUGGAUAUGAUCCUGCAUGGUGAAAGCCUGCUCACCUACUAGGACAGGUGGGGACAUUUUCCAGAAUUGGGAGGACUGGAACUCAUGUACUUCCCCAUUGCACAUACGUUAAACGUCACAGAUGGGACCUAUCUGACCCUGUCCCCAUAGAUUUUUCACUUCUAAUGUAACUCUUUCCCGUGGUCUCUGCACUGAGCUGUGAACUCACGGCUCCUGCAUGGCCUCCAUGAUCUCAUGUCCCUGAGGACGAGGCCGCCCUGACUUUGGAGCUAUGUGGUUGUCGCUCAAUCCAACUUUAUAAGCAUGGACUUCGGUUUCUCCUUAAUAUCUCUUUACUAAGAAGCCAAGUUUUUCGAAAAGCAUGAAGGCAAGUAACCCUUUAGCAACUAAGAAAAUCUAAGCCUUGAGCUAAAAACGUGUCUUUCUUCACCUGCCCACCACAUCUUUUAUGCCAGCUUGGCUUGGAUAAGAGCGCAUCAGUUUCUUUCUUGUUCCCAAGUGGCAUCAGUGUCCUCUCUGAGGUAGCUUGACCCUUGUUGUGGAUUGUGAGAGCCUCUUUCUUGGAGUCUCUCUAGAGCCAGGCAUCAGAAACAGAGGCCUUCACAGGCCCUGUCCCUCAACCCAGCCUUGGAAAAAGGGAACAGAGUUCCAGUUCUGCAGACUCAGCUGCUCCGCAGUCCUCCUCUGAACUUCCUUUGUCUCCAAACCAUGGCUGCUUAACAGGGAUGUGCUGCUUCUAGAGAGCGGGCCACACAUCUGUGCCCUCUUCUUAGUAGAUUUAAGUUUAUAUUCAGUAGGCUAUUGGGUUGCCUGUUGACAAGGAAUGGAAUCUGAUCCUGGCCAAGUCAGGAAGUCUAGAUGGUGGCCACAAGAGAGUCUGUCACUCCAUCACCAGGCUGGGGGAGGGACCCAGUGUGACUCUUGCCUCCCCAGCCUCUGGUGUCUGACAGCACUGUCCAUGCCCUGUUCUGUCGCCUUCUCUGUUGUAAACCAGGGCCAAAAGGAGCCAGCAAAGUCAUUAAGGCCAACUGGUCCCCACCCCACCAAAGCACCCAGGGCUCUGGCUUCAUAGGCCAGGGCCGAAGGGUGGCAUCCUGCUGACAGAAUCUAACAGGCGUGAGUGUGUUUUGAGGUCCAGAAGUUAAUUUGGUGGAUCAUCAACAAGUGUGAGAAGCGGAUUGACAGGAAAUGCCUUCCUUCCAGAAGCAGCUGCUGCCUCCCCUGUGCUGAGCCUGUUUCCUCUUUACUUCGAUCACUAGAAAACAAAUGGUUUCAUGCCUCCUCAGUAACCUCAUAAGAAAACCUAAAAAAGCAGGGGACCGUGAGCCUGGGACCAAGGACCUUGGUCUGAGCAGCCACAUCCUGCAUACUGCGGGAGUAGGAUCUGGAAAAGCCCUAAGGUUCCUCCGGAUUCUUGGGGCAGGGGGCACAGUGUCCACCAGCUGCUCUUCUGUUGUCCUGGGCUGCCAGCCUGCUUCCUAGAAUGCUGCUAAGAGAGUGGCUGGCUCUGUUUGGGGAUCUGGGGGGAAGGAACGCCCUAGCUGUGAGUCUGAAGGUUGUGUUUAGAAGCAGACUUGGAGGUGGGGAGGGUUGUAUCAGGCAGUGUCUGCUCCCCUUGACCUCUGGCAAGUAGAUUGCACUGAAACAGGGGUCUUGUCCUCUGGAAUCUGGGGGUAAGGUUCAAGGAAAGCUGUUGCCUCUAUCUCUCUAGUGUAAAAGUCUGCUUCCUAUGGCUCUGUAACCCAAGCUAGGUCUAGAUCUAGCCACUGCAGAAGGGGAGUCAUGGGAGGUCUUAUUCUUGAUCCCGGCUACCUGGGGGAGUGAGGAGGAGAAACCGUGGGGCAAAGGGAAAAACUUCAUGGCUAUGUUGGCUGCCCUCUGGCACCAGCCUGGCUCCUUCAGGGAGCAUAGGUUCUCCUGAGCCCAGCACUUGCCUUCUUUUUUGGGGGGGAAGGGGUGCUCAAGACAGGGUUUAUCUAUGUGACAGCCCUGGCUGUCCUGGAACUCACUCUAGACCAGGCUGGCCUGACAACUCUUGAGAUAUGCCUACCCCUGCCUCCCGGAGUAUUGGGUUCACAGUGUAGGCGGCCACUACCUGGUUUACUUGCCCUCUGAACUCCUCAUGGCUGUGGAUUCUGGUAUAUGGAAUAUAAAAUUGAACACCCAUAGAUGCUCCAGCCCAUCCAUCUCAAUGUGUCUGAGUUCUUUUAGACCUUCAUGACCUGGCUGAGUGUGUAUGUGCCUAUGUCAAUGCAUGUAUUUAAUGUAGUUUGUAGUUGCCAACGUUGUAUAUAUUAUAGCUGACUUAUUUAUAUGUGAGUACAGAAUUGGCACCUGUGGUAGCUUCCUGUAUUUUAACCUUGUUGAAUCUAAUUAGUUUUCCUUCCAGGGAGACAGGGGCCGGGGGAGAACCGGUGUUGGAAGGACUAUUCCAAAGUCAUUCUUUAAGACAUUAGCCGUGGUUUCCCAGUGGGCCUGCACAAUGCCCUUUUCAAAUAAAUGUUAAUGUUGUCACCAUA
Molecule: messenger RNA, 5980 nt
Organism: Myodes glareolus (Bank vole)
Lineage: Eukaryota; Metazoa; Chordata; Mammalia; Rodentia; Cricetidae
Source: RefSeq, a predicted model, not a curated record